AGUGGAUGACUAAACUGUUGAUUGGCUUACCUUGAGUGUUGCAGUGCACAAUUUUCCAUAAGAAUUAAUACCAUUGUAAUAAAGUAUACAGAAAGUAUCGUGCGCAUCCCUGUAUCCCGAUAAAGAUCGGGACCCCACAUUAUUGAAAGAGUCACGCAGCAGUCGUAGUGGCAGAGUGCCGCGUAUAUCAGGCUAGAGCAGAGGUUGCUCCAGCAGCCAAACAAAUGCUGCAAGUAUUUUGACCAUCCAAAAAGUUCGCGUCGUCAGUCAGAAAACUUUCGCGAAACGUACCAAGUAAAAAGGCAAACGGACAGAGACAUGUGUGUCAUCGGAACAUAGAAAUGUGAGUGUGUACGCGAAUAGUGUCGUGUGUGGGCGUGUUUUUCAGAUAAGUGCCUUCGGUGUUUCAUUAUUCUCCAAAAAACGAAUUGAAAAAAUACUCCGAAGAAGGCAUGAUGUUCCCGAUACGCAUCGUUUUACUCUUCUUGCUCGUUGUCGACAUUCAUGCAGCAGCUAAUAGCGUAAUAUCAGCUAAGAAGGAGUGCAGGAAGAGGAUAGCUGAAUGCACGAUGAACGGUGGUGGAAAUACGCCAGUGUGCGGAAGUGACGGAAUUACAUAUUCCAGUCAAUGUCAAGUCAUUUCUAAACAAUGUCAAGGAAUAUCUAUUCUUAUUAAACACACCGGAUCUUGCCCAGAAACACCAGCGUGUUUUUCAGCAAGAUUAACCGCUCGAUCGGGCGCACAACCUGUCUGCCGAAGCGAUGGAACAUAUGCGCCGGUACAAUGUCACAUGGAGAGUGGAUAUUGUUGGUGUGUAACGAAGCAAGGCCGGCCGUUGCCCGAUACGUCGGUAAGACAUCAAAAACCGAGAUGUUCGAAACUCGGUUCCAGAUCUGCUGCAUCCACUAGGAACGGCCAAAGACGACGCUCGCCGAGUUGGAAACAGCGCAGACAAUAUGUCAGUAACAGACAUAGGAAUACUUGCGAUCGUUCCGAGAAAUCUAAAUUUCACGAAAAUCUUAUUGAGAAUUUCAAGAUUGAAUACAGACGAAUAAACAUAUCUGUUGAUGAUGAUAAGAAUGUUGAGCAGAUAUUGUCAUGGAAAUUUAUAACCUUGGACAAAGAUGGGGACGGAUUCUUAGACAGGGCAGAGUACAAGGAGCUCCGAAGGCUCGCUAAGAAAGCGGUGAGACCGAAGAAAUGCGCACGAACAUUUGCUCGCACGUGCGACCUAGAUCGGGAUUUAAAGCUAUCCAGGCAGGAAUGGGGUGCUUGUCUCGCAAACGAUUUCACUCUACGUUUGUUCUUGUCGCUGAACCCUGCAGACGAGCGUUCUGAGGUCCCUGAGGCCCAAAGGACACGGCCCACGGACCAAGUUUUGAAAGGCAGUCCAGCACCUAUUCAUUCUCUAUCGAUAUUUAAUGACGAUGUUUCGGAUACUAAGGAUACUACGGAGGAGAGCGAUGCGGCCGAUUGCAUAUCGGAUCAAAAAUCAGCAUUGGAAGAUCAGAAGAAAAAUUCGAAAGGCAAAUAUUAUAUUCCAGAUUGCACGUCCGAUGGAAGGUAUCGUCGGGUGCAAUGUUAUUCGGGUUAUUGCUGGUGCGUAUAUGAGGACACAGGUAAACCAAUACCAGGCACAUCCUCGAAAGAUCACACGCCAAAUUGUUAUCCAGUCCCAACUCCCAGUAGACCUAUGAAAGGAUGUCCAGAAAUGAAGAAACAACAAUUUCUUCGGGAUUUGAUGAAUCUCAUGCUGGAGAAAAUGAUGGCAUCCAACACCGAUUCUGACGAAACCACCGCUAAAUGGCAAACUUCUAAAGAAGAACAUAUAGCUACAUGGCAUUUUGUGAUGCUUGAUAACAAUAAAAACAAGGUCUUAGAAAGGAAAGAAUGGAAAAGUUUUCGCACAAUGGUGGCAAAUAAUAUGCAGCUUCGAAGGUGCGGUAAAAAAUUACCAAGAUAUUGUGACAUUAAUAAUGACAGAAAAAUCAGUAUGACAGAAUGGUACAGCUGUCUUAAUAUUCAGCAUCCAGCAACAGCCAACGAUCCAGAGAAAACAUCAACGAGUACACCGAGGAGAGGUCCAAAUCCAAUAGACUUAAUUCUCUAUGGUGAUUAAUAACAUAAUGUGAUAAUAAAGACUAGGUUCUAAUUAUGGACCAUAAACUUAUAACUUCAGAUUAAUUCUGAUUGAAAAAGAAUUAAUUCUUACGCGCGCCAAAAACGAUAUGAUUGAUUAAAAAUCAGGAUAGUCUGAACACAAUUUAUUAUUUUGUAAUAAAGAAUGUUGGCGAUUUUAUAAGGAAAUAAUUAAUGUGGUUGCUAAUAAAUAGUAGCCGCACAAAAUAGCAUUUAUUUUAUGUGCUAAUGAAUAUAGCUGAGUAAUAUAUAGAAAAUACCCCAAAACUACUAAUUACAAAUUACGAGAAAUCAUAGAAGUCAAAUUGAGGGUGAUUUCAAUCACUGUUAAAUCUGAUAGCCUUAGGUAAAUUUUCAUAGUUAUCAAAGAGGCUUUGAGAACUUGGAGAUAAUCGAAAAGCACUGAGAGAACUACAUACAUUCUA
This is a messenger RNA of Linepithema humile (Argentine ant), 2565 nucleotides long. It is a transcript of the gene magu, whose product is annotated as SPARC related modular calcium binding-like protein magu. The record is from RefSeq and is a predicted model, not a curated record. NCBI's taxonomy places the organism in Eukaryota, Metazoa, Arthropoda, Insecta, Hymenoptera, Formicidae. Gene Ontology annotation, cellular component: basement membrane. Gene Ontology annotation, biological process: cell-matrix adhesion. Gene Ontology annotation, molecular function: calcium ion binding; protein binding.